GCUGUCCGAGCGGAGCAGGUGCUGUUCGGCUCCGUCUCUCACUGUUUCUCCGCUGCGCCGCGAUGGAGGAGGAACUGAAGUGCCCCGUGUGCGGCUCCCUCUUCACGGACCCCAUCAUCCUGCCCUGCUCGCACAACGUGUGCGCGGGCUGCGCGCGGAGCAUCGCCGUGCAGACCCCGGAGGGCGAGACCCCCCCUCACGCGGCGUCGCACGGGCGCGCGGCGGCGGCCUCGGGAGCCCCGGACUACGACUACCUGGACGUGGACAAGAUGAGCACGCACAGCGAGACGGACAGCGGCUACGGCUCGUACACGCCGUGCGCCAAGUCGCCGAACGGGGUGCGCGUGUUCCCGCCGCCGCCCGCGCUGGUCGCGGCGCGCCACUGCUCCGUCACGUGCCCGCUGUGCCACCGCAGCGUGUCGCUGGACGAGCGCGGGCUCCGCGCCUUCCCGCGCAACCGCCUCCUGGAGGCCGUGGUGGCGCGCCACCGGCAGGGCCGCGCGCGCGCCGUCAAGUGCCAGCUGUGCGACCGCAACCCGCCCGACGCCACCGUCACGUGCGAGCAGUGCGACGUGUCCUACUGCACCGCGUGCCAGCAGAGGUGCCAUCCCGCGCGCGGACCGCUCGCCAAGCACCGGCUCGUGCCGCCCGCGACGCUCGCGCAGCAGCAGCAGCCCACAGCCAACAACAACGCGGCCAACAACGUCGUCAGUGCCGCCGCCGCGGCCGCCCGCGCGCCCUCGACCUGUGUGGAGCACGAGACCGAGAACCUCAGCGCGUACUGCGCGAGCUGCAGGACGCCCGUGUGCUACGUGUGUGUGGAGGACGGCAAACACGGCAAACACGACGUGAAGCCGCUGGCGGUCAUGUGGAAGCAGCAUAAGUGCCAGCUGUCCCAGGCCUUGAAUGGAGUGUCUGAUAAAGCAAAGGAUGCCAAGGAGUUCCUGGUGCAGCUAAAGAACCUGCUACAGCAGAUACAGGAAAACGGAGUGGAGUUUGAGGCGUGUCUGGUGGCUCAGUGUGACGCCUUGAUUGAAGCUCUUACACGGCAGAAGGCCAAGCUGCUCACCAAGGUCACCAAGGAGAAAGAGAGCAAACUGAAGACGGUGAGAGAUCAGAUCACCCACUGCACGAUGAAGCUCAGACAGACCACGGGCAUGAUGGAGUUCUGCCUGGAGGUCAUCAAGGAGAACGACCCCAGUGGAUUCCUGCUGAUAUCAGAUGCGUUAAUAAAGCGUGUGCAGGCCUCUCAGGAGCAGUGGGUGAAGGGGGCUCUGGAGCCAAAGGUCUGCCCCGAAUUCGCCCUCAGCAUCAACACUGACCCUCUAAUGCAGAGCAUCCUGCAGCUGGACUUCACGCAGGGCAAAGAGACCCCCAUGGUCCCCCCAGCGCCUCUGCUGCAGCUGGAAAAAUGCUGCACGCGCAACAACAGCGUCACGCUGGCCUGGAGGAUAACUGCAGUCCAGGCCCUGCCUGUGGAGGGCUACAUCCUGGAGCUGGACGAUGGAAACGGUGGACAGUAUCGGGAGGUGUAUGUAGGGAAGGAGACGCUGUGCACUGUGGACGGUCUCCACUUCAACAGCUCCUAUAACGCUCGCGUCAAAGCGUACAACUCCAUCGGGGUCGGCGCUUACAGCAAGACCGUGGUCUUAAAGACGUCUGAUGUUGCCUGGUUCACCUUUGACCCUACCUCAGCGCACAGGGACAUCGUCCUUUCCAACGAGAACCAGACUGUGAGCUGCAACAGCUACGACGAUCGCGUGGUGCUCGGGACCGCCGCCUUCUCCAAAGGUGUGCAUUACUGGGAGCUUAGCGUGGAUCGCUACGACAACCAUCCCGACCCUGCGUUCGGCGUGGCGCGCAUUAACACGUUGAAGGACGUCAUGCUGGGCAAGGACGAUAAGGCCUGGGCCAUGUAUGUGGACAACAACCGCUCCUGGUUCAUGCACAACAACUCCCACACCAACAGAGCUGAGGGAGGAAUAACGAAGGGUUCUACUGUGGGCGUUCUGCUGGACCUGACCAAACACACGCUCACGUUCUUCAUCAACAAAGAGCAGCACGGCCCUGUGGCCUUCGAGAACCUGGAGGGGGUGUUCAUGCCCGCAGUCAGCCUCAACCGCAACGUGCAGGUGACUCUAAUAACAGGUCUGGAAGUGCCAAAGAACAUCAAGUAACGACCUCUGACCUGUGUGGACGAUCUUUGACUUCGGGGUCACGUGGCUGACUCUUUCUCCUCGCGAAGCAAGCCACGGCUCGGUGGGAGAUCAAAGAGGACUUUGGGAAAAAUAUAUGAAUUAUUUAUCUUUAAUCUGUUUCUUUUUCCACAGUUUUAACCGCAUCUCGGUGUACACAAUCAGAGCUCUGUGUUUACAGUCAGCUAGCCACAGCGAGCCCUUUGGGAGCGAUAAGUUGGUUCUGAAGGAGAGUUUCACCUGUUUUUCCAAACUUUCAACCUUAGAUCUUAAUGCGAAGCUAACGUUAGCACAGUUUAUGAUCAAACCCUGCUUCUGAGAGUCACUAGUUUUAGCAGGAGGCCUUGGAUAGGAGUGCAUAAAUCAGAAAAGACAAUGUGAAACAACUUUUUGGCCAGAAAUAAACUCAGCGCAAGUACACAAACGCAAAUGCAACGUCCAGCUAACGCGGUGCAAACGCACACACGGAAAAAAAUGGUAUCUUGUCAAGUAAAAUUAUCUUAACUAUAGCCAAAAAA
Colossoma macropomum (tambaqui) is the source of this 2713-nucleotide messenger RNA. Its product is annotated as tripartite motif-containing protein 67. Lineage: Eukaryota; Metazoa; Chordata; Actinopteri; Characiformes; Serrasalmidae. The transcript is spliced from 10 exons. The record is from RefSeq and is a predicted model, not a curated record. Bases 63 to 2177 code for a protein of 704 amino acids. Gene Ontology annotation, molecular function: zinc ion binding; protein binding.